GAAAAACCCUCGACAAGGAGUAGUGUUCUCUCGAGCAAAGAGCCUUACCUGGUACGAAUUAGAAUUAAUUGGACCAAUACAUUUCAGAAAUCAAAUCAACGAAAAUGAAAUAAGCCAAUUUAUUAAUAUCUUUCGCGAAUAAAGAAAGACAAAAGAGAGUUAGAGAACAAGAAAUGAAAGUAGACCCUAAAGAAAUCCAAGUUUAUAAAAGCCAUAGUACUCUACUCCAAAACCAAGCAAGUCUCACUCUAAGAAACAUACUCUUCUUUCCGCACUUUCAAGCAAAGUUCCAAAGACCCCUUUGAAGAAAAAAAUGGCAGAUGAUUACUCAUCAUCUCAGCCUCCUUCAAUUCAUUUAUGUUUCUUCUUUCUUGUUCUUUUCAUGUUUGUAAGUGUUACAUGGUACAUCAACUAUGAGUCUAUCUUCGAAGGCAUUAUGGAUCAAUUGAAGCUUGUUCUCAUGUUGUCUCCGUUGGUUCUCCUUCUAGUUGUUCACUUACUUUCGAGCUUUGAGAAAUCCAUGAUGUUCAUUCCCUUGCCUGAACAAGACUCAUUUCAUAGAGCUGGUGGUACUCCUUGGGGAGUUGGCAUUCUCCUUGUGCUUCUCCUUUUCAUGAUUUCUUAUCACUCUGAUAUUCGAGAACGAUGGUUUCCUCUUCUAAGUUGAUGACAUUAAUUGGUUAUUUACUUUAGUUUUCAGACAAGUAGUUUUAUUUGUUAUGAACAGUUAUAUGUAAUUAUCUUUUAGUUGAUUUGAGUAAGGAGGACUUCGAGUUUUCGAGAGUUAAGAGGAGCAUUAGCUAGAAAGAGAAAGCCCUUGUACAUUGUAAUUGGGAUGUUUAAUUAGUGUUUUUCUUGUUAUCUUUUCAA
Molecule: messenger RNA, 870 nt
Organism: Lycium barbarum (goji berry)
Lineage: Eukaryota; Viridiplantae; Streptophyta; Magnoliopsida; Solanales; Solanaceae
Exons: 1
Coding region: 314-667 (117 amino acids)
Source: RefSeq, a predicted model, not a curated record